Colossoma macropomum (tambaqui) is the source of this 3869-nucleotide messenger RNA. RefSeq names its product eosinophil peroxidase-like. Bases 107 to 2821 code for a protein of 904 amino acids. Gene Ontology annotation, biological process: response to oxidative stress. NCBI's taxonomy places the organism in Eukaryota, Metazoa, Chordata, Actinopteri, Characiformes, Serrasalmidae. Gene Ontology annotation, molecular function: protein binding; heme binding; peroxidase activity. The record is from RefSeq and is a predicted model, not a curated record. The transcript is spliced from 15 exons.
AGACAGGGUGAGGCAUCUGCCUGUGUAUAAAAGUCCUGCAGCACAGCAGGAUGGCACACUGAACACUCCAAUUCAUCUAAAGAGAAGAGGAGUCAAACACGCGGCUAUGAAUCUCUUAAUAUCCAUUGUGGCACUGGGUUUGUGCCAUAUGCUCAACUACCCGACUGUAUCUGGAUCUGUACAGGAGGGCUUGGGGAGACCUUUCAUUCUGGAGGCCAUUGAGGAGGCCAAAAGACUCGUAGAUGAUGCUUACUUGUACUCUCGUCAAGAGAGUCUGGCGAGGGUGCGUAAGGACACUUUCAUCAAGCCGUCUGAUAAGCUGCGUCUGAUGAAGCAGCCAUCCCGAAAGACAAGAGAUGCUGUGAGAGCUGCAGACUACCUUCAGCAGACCCUGAGAAUUAUCACUGAGAAAACACACCACGCACACAAGAGAUCCAUUAAUGCUACAGCGCUGAUUACUCCUGAAGAGCUGCAGACUAUCAUACGCCUGACUGGCUGUGCAGCUCAAGUCCGGCCCCCUUCCUGCAGGACCACACCCCUCAUCAACAAGUACCGCACCGCCAACAGCGUCUGCAACAACCGGAGGAAUCCACUUCUUGGUGCAGCAAACACACCACACACUCGCUGGCUCCCUCCUAUUUAUGAAGAUGGUAUCUCCCAGCCUGUAGGCUGGGACCCAAGCAGACUCUAUAAUGGGGUCCUGCUACCUCUGGUGAGGCUGGUGUCUAACCGCAUCGUGAGCACAGCAGAUGCCAACGUUCAGGGCGACAGUGAGCUCACGUACCUGAUCACCUUCUUUGGCCAGUGGAAUGACCACGACCUGUCCUUCACUCCACAGUCACCCAGCAUCCGAUCUUUCAGCAGCGGCAUCAACUGUGAUGAGAGCUGUGAGCGCACCGAGCCCUGCUUCCCCAUUCAGUUUCCUCCUGGAGACAUACGUCAACCUGCUCCAAACACCUGCCUCCCCGUGUUCCGUUCUGCACCUGCCUGUGGUUCUGGUAACAAUGCCUUCAUUUUCGGUGGUGUCCCCAAAGUAAGGCAGCAGAUCAACUCCCUGACAGCAUUCCUAGAUGUAGGCCAGAUGUACGGCUCUGAUGAGGGGCUUGCGCGAGAACUCCGUGACCUCUCCAACGACAACGGCCUUUUGCUGGUCAAUGACCGUUUCCAAGACAAUGGUCGAGAGUUGCUGCCCUUCACUAAAGUGGUCAGCAACAUGUGCAAAACCCGUAACCGCAUCCUCAACACAACAGGCCUCGAGGAAGUUCCAUGUUUCAUAGCAGGUGAUGCUCGUGUGGAUGAGAACAUUGCGCUAACUUCAAUACACACGCUGUUUCUGAGAGAACACAACCGGCUGGCCCGUGCCCUGCGCCUACUCAACCCCCGCUGGAGCAGCGAAACACUUUACCAGGAGGCUCGCAAAAUUGUUGGUGCCUAUCACCAGAUUGUGGUUUUCAGGGAUUACCUGCCACACAUUGUGGGUCCAGAUGCCAUGAGAAGGCUGCUUGGGCCUUAUCCUGGGUACGACCCCAGUGUUGACCCAAGCAUUGCUAAUGUUUUUGCCACCGCUGCCUUCCGUUUCGCCCACGCGACUAUACAGCCCCUCGUCUUCCGUUUGGAUGAAAAUUUCCAGAACCAUCCUCAGUUCCCCAGCGUCCCUCUGUUCCAUUCCUUCUUCACACCCUGGAGAGUCAUCUUUGAAGGUGGAAUUGAUCCUCUCAUCCGUGGCUUGAUUAGCCGACCGGCUAAGCUGAAUCAACAGGACCACAUACUGGUGGAUGCAGUGAGAGAGAGGCUGUUUGCUUUCACCAGUCACAUUGCUAUGGACCUGGCAUCGCUCAACAUGCAGAGGAGCCGUGACCAUGCCCUGCCAGGUUAUACUGCAUGGCGGAGGUUCUGCAACCUCUCCACACCUCGCAAUGAAGCUGAGCUGGCCGUGGUGCUGAACAACACUGACUUAGCACGCAGACUGAUUACACUCUACGGAAAUCCUGCCAACAUUGAUGUCUGGGUGGCGGGUGUAGCUGAACCUUUUGUUCCUGGAGGCCGAGUCGGACCUCUCUUCUCCUGUCUCAUUGCAACCCAGUUCCAGAAGAUCCGUGAAGGCGACAGGCUCUGGUGGGAGAAUCAAGGGGUUUUCACCAAGAGGCAGAGAGCCUCGCUAGCUUCUGUGUCUCUGGCCCGCAUCAUCUGUGACAACACAGGCAUCAGAAGAGUUCCUGGUGACCCCUUCCGCUUAACCAACAGAUCUGACUUCAUUGAUUGCAACGAAAUUGUGGAUCUAGACCUCACUCCCUGGAUUGAGGCUGAUCCUGACGCAGAGCCAGUACUAGGACCUCCAGGACCUAGGGGACCUGCUGGAGAACAGGGUCCCCCAGGGGCACCAGGGAUAAGAGGACCACCUGGACCCCCUGGCCCUGCUGCUAACAUCACAACACCACGUUCUGCUUUCUCUGUGCAGCUCGGCGAUUCCUCCUCCUCUCCCAUCCCAGUCAGACUUAUCACUUUCCGCAGCACCAUCUAUAACGAUCUGAACGACUACAGCAAUCAGACAGGCGAGUUCACCUGCAGCGUGGCUGGUGUAUAUGAGUUUGUCUUCUUCCUAACAUCCUCCCGAAAUGUGGGCACCGUGACACUGCGGCGCAACAAUGCUGUGGUUCUGAGCAGCGUGGCGUCUCAGCAAAGUCCUGGCAGACUGAUGUACAGUGGGCAGACAGUCCUGCGGUUAAACCAAGGGGACCGUAUAAGACUGGAAGCCAGUUUGGGCAGCAAUGGCCUCUCUGCUAAUAGCUACUUCACUGGACAUCUGCUCUUCACAUCCUGAAAAGAGUCUCUUUUUUAACCCUUAGAAGUCACAGCUAUCGUUGGCGAUAACAAAAGAAUGUUGUUAUUUUAUUCUAAAGGGUCCAAAGCAUGGAAGACAAAUCCAGUUGUCCUCGCUUCUAAAUAAAAGAUUAUAAUAGGAUAUGUAGAUAUUGUUAAAGUUUCAAAAUGUACUGUUCACUUUACCAUCCACAAUCACCAAGAAGCAAUCAGAUCAUUUACAUAUAUCAGUUUUGAAAGCACAGCCUGUUUAAUUCUAAGGGAUAAACAGAGGUUGGAAAAUGGUCAUAUAGAAAUAAAUUAUGACCAUAUUUUUUAACAUAAAACCAAAUGUAAUACGUAGAAUUCAGGAAUAAAUACAGAAAAAAUGGGCCCUUUAAUUAUUUUGCACUUGUGUAGAAAUUCUAUCAUAAGUGUUAAUUCUAAACUUUAAAUCUGUACAUUUGUGUUUGUAUGUAGAAGAGAAAUUUUACUAUCCUUUACAUUUCUGCCAAGUUUUUGCCACUUUUUGGCACUAAAACAACAAAAAAAAAUCAGGAAGACAGACAAGCAUCUGUUGACACAGAUCUAAUUACAUAAUUACCCCUAUAAUUGCAUAAUUAUAUUUAAAUAAUUAUGCGAUGUAAAUUGAAUAUACAGCAAGUAUAUACAACAAUAACUCCAGACUUCUAAGGGUUAAACUGACAUACAGACUCCUUUCUCCCUGUGCACUGAUCAUGCCUCACAGAUACUGUUUAUCAUCAGUCACCUCAACAUAUAGCACUGUUUGCUGAUUCUGGUACAAUUGUGAAUUUUUGUUAAGGAUUGUUAUUGUUUUGCACUGUUUUAUGUAACCAUAAAGCGUGGUCAUUUUCUUUGACUGGCGUAUUGACAAUUUUCUGUUAUUCAAAAAAGUAAAAAUCUGUAUUUUGGGUGCAUAUUCUUCAGGGACUCCCUUUCACCUGCUUUCUUUAUGAUGUGAAAUAUACUCAAGUUUUAAUAUGUCUUCAUUAUUUCAUCUUGUGUUGAUAUUUCAUCUUGACUUGCAAAUAAACAAACUGUAUACCUCA